Molecule: messenger RNA, 420 nt
Organism: Penicillium canariense
Lineage: Eukaryota; Fungi; Ascomycota; Eurotiomycetes; Eurotiales; Aspergillaceae
Product: huntingtin-interacting protein K
Exons: 2
Coding region: 1-420 (139 amino acids)
Biological process (GO): protein stabilization; negative regulation of apoptotic process
Source: RefSeq, a predicted model, not a curated record
AUGUCGGACCCCAUCCCCUCCGCUAGUGCUGAUCCACAUGCAGUGGACCAGCCGCUUCCCGCCAACGCCGAAGACCGAAUGGCCGCUGCCGCCCUCUCCUCGCUGAAUACGAAUGGAUUAGCAGGUGAUGCGCCUUCCUCUAAGGGACCAUCCAGCGCAGACCAGGAAGCUUUGAGUAAGGCUAUGAGCCGGUUAGAGGUUGCUUCAGGCCAGGACACUGGAAAAAGGAAGGUGGCCGAGGCGAAGAAGAAAGAGGCAGAGGUGAAGAAGAAGGCCGUUAAAAUACUUGCAGCUGAUGUCACACUUCUGGCCGACCAGCUGGACUUGCAUAAGAAUAAAGCAACAGAACUUCUCAGGGCUCAUGAAGGGGAUGUCACACGUGCCAUGAAGGACUUCGUCGCGCCCUCAAUUCAUACAUGA